AUGUCUGUGGUUAUCGAUGACGAUGGAUACGCUGUAACGGAUCUGGAUAUACCUGCAAAUUUUAUUGAACAGCCAAUCAAUGUGCAAAGUGACUCCUCGAACAAUGGAUCUAGUUCUUUGGAAUUCAUUAUUCCGCCUAAGCAACAGCAACAACCAGUCAUCGAUGUGUGUACCGAACACAAUAUUAAACCAUCUGAUCAUACAACAGUAGCAGAUUUUCAGGCAACCGCUGCGACUAGGAAAUUAAACUUACCAGAAACUGAAGCACUCUUAAUGGAUUUGAUCUACUGGAAGAAUCCGCACACAUCAGCCCUUGUGUUCGCAUUGAUUUUGACCUUUGAACUGGGUCUCCUCGUUUGCUCUGUAAUCGCUGUCGUAUCCAAUUUCUUUCUUUUCUUACUACUGGCAUCAGCUUUUAUGCGGAUCUAUUACCGUGUCAUCGGCACCCCCGAGGCUAAUCCCUUCAGCUACUUCAGCACUUGCGACUUUCGUCUGAGUCCAGCAACCUCCUCGCACCUGGCACAGAUAAUCACGACUCGGGUGAACAAACUUAUUCAUGCCACCCUGGACCUCUUUCUCCUCCGUCACAUUGGCAACUCUGUUCGAUUUGGCGUACUGCUCUACGGUCUCACCUACAUCGGGGCGCGAUUCAACUUCUUGACGCUGUGCAUAUGGACCACAGUGAUAGCCUUUGGAGCACCAAAAUUGGUCGAUAGAUACAAGGCCGAAAUAAGUUGCUUUACAAAACGCCUUUUUGGAAAUGGCCAGAGGAUGACGCGAGGAGUGUGGAAGUGCAUGGUGGAAUUGUUCGCACCCGAGAAGUCGAAAUGA
This is a messenger RNA of Echinococcus granulosus, 831 nucleotides long. Its product is annotated as Reticulon-4. The record is from RefSeq and is a predicted model, not a curated record. Lineage: Eukaryota; Metazoa; Platyhelminthes; Cestoda; Cyclophyllidea; Taeniidae. Bases 1 to 831 code for a protein of 276 amino acids. The transcript has 9 exons.